Molecule: messenger RNA, 1709 nt
Organism: Cololabis saira (Pacific saury)
Lineage: Eukaryota; Metazoa; Chordata; Actinopteri; Beloniformes; Belonidae
Product: TLR adapter interacting with SLC15A4 on the lysosome
Exons: 3
Coding region: 93-1040 (315 amino acids)
Biological process (GO): regulation of toll-like receptor signaling pathway
Source: RefSeq, a predicted model, not a curated record
UGUUAUGGUUAAGCCCAUUCCUGGAAGACUAUUAGACAAAGACUGUUCAGAUAUCUGCCAUCCAGACACACAAGUCAACUCUGCUGCAAGCGAUGCUUUGUGAAGGCAUAUUGCUGAGCAUGACCUAUGGUGCCGUGGAGGACUCCAACCCCCUCCCUGACCAAAACACCUUCCAUGCUGGUCCUCACCCCCCCAAACCCCUCAGACUGGGCCCCACCAGACCAGCUCCACUCGUCCACCACAGUUUCCUGGAGCAGGCCGGCAGCACAGGCAGCUCCAGCUCUUCAGAGUCGUCGUACAUUCCUCCGUUACAGUCCUCCAGUCUCCAGACCGCCAGACUGACCUCCCCUAAGAUCCAGAUCCCGGCCCAGGCCGGCUCGGGCGGGGGCGACUCCCCGUUCCUGGUCCCCUCCUUCUGCGAGAGCAUCUGCAAAAACUACAGCGACCUUCACAUCGGAGGCGAGCAGGUGCUGCCCCUCUCUGCCAACGACGGGGAGCUCCGGGUCGGUGCCGAGGCGCCGGCCGGCGGCCCCUUCCUCCAGUCCUGCGACGUCCCGGCAGACGUGGGGGAAUCUCUGCCGGGACGGGCCUUCCAGGGCGGGCCGGGCCCCCUGGGGGGCCCCCUGGGCGGGGCCUCGGCCCACUGGAGGCAGGCCAGCGGCCGCGACCGCAGCUUCCUGCUGCAGGGACGCGAAGGCCCGUUCUCCAACUCCCUCCUCAACCACUACCUGGAGCAGAAGCUGCUGGACCUGUACCAGCAGUACAUGAUGGAGAACAUGGGGAGGGAAGGGGCCGCCGGCUCGGAGUCCGGAAACAUCUGCCCCCUGCUGGGGUCGGAGCUGGUUCUGACCAGCCUGGACCAGAUCACCCUGCAGCUCAGCCGAGAGGGAAACCUGGAGGCCGGUCUGGCCAAGGACAUGGUGCUGAGCUGCCUGCUGCGGGUCGCCGGAGACAUGCACUCCAGUGAGAUCAGCACUCCGGUUCUGCAGAUUUCUAAUGAAGCAUCGACAGAGCAGCUCACAGCGAGUGAAGAGGAGUAGCAAGUAGGGCUGGGUUUAUAGUUUAUAGUUUAUAGUUAAGGCCCGAGCACUGACAGUCAAGGACCAAUGUCUGUGAGUUUGGAUUCGAUAUGUUGAUUCAUUUGUAAAACCUUUUAAAUCAAACUUUGUGAGAAGUUCUGACCAUCAACAGCUCAAAGAUGUAACAUGUAAAAUGUUUGGAAACUGCUAAUUAACCUCUGUGUAUCUUAAUAGCUUGUUUCCUUAUUUAAAAUAUUAAUGUUCAUGAAAUAACAAAAGUUAAAUGCAUUUGAGCAGAAGGAGAGAGCUUUCUCUCCUGCGUUACGGUAAAGUGUGAGCUGGCAUGAAAUGAAGGUGUUGCAAUGGAAGCAGCUAUAGUUUAAAUUCAACUGAAGAACUUUAAAGUUACUGUCUACGCGUCUGGAAAAGCACAAAACCCAACGGGAUCAUUUGUAAUCCUUCAUUCAAAUGCAACAAAUGAAUAAACAAACAGAUAAAUAAAUAAACUGACAGUGCGAAGGCCUUAUUGUAUCUGAAGGAAUUUUUAUUUAAAUUUUUUUCUCGUUUUUCUUCCGACGAAAUGAGGGCCUUUUUGCCCCCCUAAACGUGCCCCAAAAGUCACCAAAUUUUGCACACAAGCCAGGCCUGGCGAAAAAUGUGAUAUUUAAUGGUUUGCAUUUCUUCUGACAC